Molecule: messenger RNA, 498 nt
Organism: Vigna angularis (adzuki bean)
Lineage: Eukaryota; Viridiplantae; Streptophyta; Magnoliopsida; Fabales; Fabaceae
Exons: 1
Coding region: 1-498 (165 amino acids)
Source: RefSeq, a predicted model, not a curated record
AUGAAGACAACUAUUGGAUUAUCUCCUUUCCAGAUGGUUUAUGGAAAGGCAUGUCACCUUCCGGUGGAGAUGGAACAUCGAGCUCUAUGGGCCUUAAAAUUCUUGAACUAUGAUCCUUGUGAUACUAUAGAAAAUAGAAGAGGGCAAAUUAUUGAGCUUGAGGAGAUGCGGCUGCAUGCCUAUGAUUCUUCAAAGAACUACAAAGAAAAAGUGAAAUUUUAUCAUGACAAGAAACUAGUGAACAAGGUCUUUAAUUCAGGACAACAUGUGUUGUUGUUCAAUUCACGACUAAAACUUUUCCCUGGAAAGUUGAAGUCCAAGUGGUCUGGUCCAUUUAUGGUCAAGAAUGUUCUUCCACAUGGAGUAGUUGAGUUAACAGAUCCAUCUUCUAAAGAUCCACAAAGAAUUUGGGUCAUCAAUGGACAACGCCUCAAGCAUUAUUUGGGUGCUGAGGUAGAAUGCCUUUCCAGAGUCAUGGAGUUUGUUGAUCCAAAUUAA